UUAUGUCAGUUAGAUUUGUGUUCUAAAUGAGAGCACACAUUGCCAAUUCUAUCAAAACACUCUUAAAAAUUCUACAAAAAUAAUAUUGUGAACUUCGUAAGUUUUAAAACUUUUUGUUGAAAAACUGUAAUAAUGGUGCAAGUGAGAGUAUCGGAAGGUCUGCUGGAAGGCGAGUUGGUGCACAGUGAGUAUGGAGGCACCUUCUGCAGCUUUAAGGGCAUACCGUAUGCGCAGCCGCCGGUAGGAGACUUGCGGUUCAAGGCACCGCAACCACCAAAACCAUGGGAAGGUGUCCGACAAGCCAAAGAGUUUGGUCCAUCAUGCAGCCAAGUAGACUUCCUCAUGCAACCGAAGCCCGACUGCAGCGAAGACUGUUUAUACCUCAAUGUCUACACACCACAACUGAAACCCAACAACCCUUUACCAGUUAUGUUCUUCAUCCACGGCGGAGGGUUUUACUCCGGGAGCGGCAACGAUGACAUGUACGGCCCAGAGUUCCUCGUCAGACAAGAUGUCAUACUUGUCACUAUCAACUACAGACUGGAAGUCCUGGGCUUUCUUUGCUUGGACACUGAAGAAGUGCCUGGUAACGCAGGCAUGAAAGACCAAGUUGAAGCUCUGAAGUGGGUCAAUAAAAACAUUUCCUAUUUCGGUGGAGACCCUGACAACACAACUAUUUUUGGUGAAAGUGCAGGAGGAGCAAGCGUUGGUUAUCAUCUAGUGUCUCCGAUGUCGAAAGGGCUGUUUAAGCGAGCUAUCUGCCAAAGUGGAGUGCCUGCUUGCUGGUGGGCUAAAGUAUUUGAGCCUCGUAGGCGAGCCCUCGCGCUUGCACACCAUCUAGGAUACAAAUCUAAUGAUGAAAACGGUCUUUACGAAUUCUUCAAAUCACAGCCUGUUGAAGCACUGCUUGGAGUAAACGUCCCACUUUCUUUUUCUGAACAAAUUCGUGCAGGUUUCGAGUUAAACUUUGGUAUAGUUAGUGAAAAACUAUUCGGUGAUGAAACCGGAUUUUUUCAUGGGAACCUUUCCGAUUACCUAAAAAACGGUGUUCACGAAGGAGUUGAAGUCAUGACUGGGUACACUGAAGACGAUGGUGUUAUUUUAUUUGUAUUUGGUGAACAUACAAAAAUGCUAGAACAAGGAAAUACUUUGGAUAACUAUUUUACUCCUAAACAUAUUGCCUUGAAUUGUUCAUUAAAAAAGCAAAUAGAGGCGGGACAAAAGAUCAAAAAGUUUUAUAUGCAUGACGAAAAGAUUGAAACUGACUGGGAACGAGUGGCCCGAUACCAAAAGGCUGAAAUGUUCAUAUAUGGAACCAUAAAAUUCGCAAGAGCAUGUUCACAGAAGAAUAAGCUGUAUUUCUAUACAUUCAACUGCAAAUCUGAGAGGAACAUGGCAUGUAGCAUGUUGGGUUUGAACACCAUUACUAAUGGUAAAGAAGUAAGCUGUCACCUUGAUGAUUUAUUUUACAUCUUCAAUAGCAAAGCAUUAGAGCAGAAAAUCGAUUUGAAAUCGAAAACGUUUGAACUGAUCGAUAGAGUCACAAAGCUUUGGACUAACUUUGCAAAAUAUGGAAACCCGACGCCAAAUGCCGAUGGAGUGAAAUGGCUUCCAUAUACAGCAGAGAAAGAAGAUUAUUUGGACAUUGGUAACGAGUUGAAAGCUGGUUCGGCACCAGAUCACGACGAAUACCAAUUCUGGGAAGAUAUAUUUAGAGAAUAUACACCAGAAUAUGUUGAAAAGGAAUUGAAGCCAGUCCCUAUCAAAGUGCAAUUAUAUAAUGAUAUAUUUUUUGUUAUCAACGUAAAAACGUUAGUGUUGUUUGGGCAUUGGUCUAAAGCGGAUGAUUGCUCCAAAGCGACAACUUUAAUUUUGACAAAUCGGGUAUUUUGGGCAAGUGUUAUUAAUAAUAAAGGUGUAAUAAUGGUGCAAGUGAGAGUUUCUGAAGGUCUGCUGGAAGGUGAGGUGGUACACAAUGAGUAUGGAGGCACGUUGUACAGCAGUUUUAAAGGCAUCCCAUACGCUCAGCCACCACUCGGAGAUCUGCGGUUCAAGGCACCUCAACCACCGAAACCGUGGGAUGGAGUUCGUGAGGCCAAAGAAUUCGGGCCAAAAUGUAUUCAAUACGACUCAUUCACAAAAGCUGGUUUGCUCGGCAGUGAGGACUGUUUAUAUCUUAACGUUUAUACACCCAACGUACACCCGGAUAAACCUCUGCCAGUCAUGUUCUGGGUACACGGAGGCGCCUUCAUGAUCGGAGGCAGUAAUGAUGACUUUUACGGCCCCGAAUUUCUCUUAAGAAAGGGCGUCGUUGUCGUCACGAUAAACUACAGACUUGAAAUUCUCGGUUUCUUAAGCUUGGAUACUGAAGAUAUUCCUGGCAACGCUGGCAUGAAGGAUCAAGUAGCAGCACUGAGAUGGGUGAAUAAAAAUAUUUCCAAUUUUGGCGGAGACCCUAACAACAUCACUAUUUUCGGAGAAAGUGCUGGCGGAGCCAGUGUCAGUUACCUCUUAAUAUCGCCGAUGACUAAAGGCUUGUUCAAGAAAGCGAUUCCCCAAAGUGGUGCUGCUUUGAGUGACUGGUCACAGACAGUAAGGCCCCGGGAAAGAGCCUUAGCAGUAGCAAGAAAAUUAGGAUGCUACUCCGAAGACGAUAAGGAGUUAUAUGAAUUCUUCAAAAACCAACCAAUUGAAUCACUAACUAAUGCCGCAGCCCCCAUUUCACUAGCAGAAGCAAACAAGAAGGGCUUAGAAAUUUAUUUCAGCAUUACCGAUGAAAAGAAAUUUGGUAACAAUGAAAGAUUUUUCUACGGAAAUAUAGUCGAUGUUGUAUCCAAUGGUAUUCACGAAGGCGUUGACAUAAUGACAGGAUUUACCUCAGACGAAGGUCUUGUUUGGAUCGAAAAAGAUACGAUAAACGAGAGAUUAGACAUGAUAAGAAACUUUCCAGACAUGUUAAUUACCAAGCAGUUAUCAUUUAACUUGUCAGUUCAUCAACAGAUUGAGCUUGGAAAGAAAAUCAGAAAGUUUUAUUUUAAAGACGGGGUAAGAAUACCAGAAGACUGGGAGCAAUUGGUGAAGUAUUAUUCAAUGAAUACGUUCAUAUUCCCCACAAUGAAGUUCGCUAAACUUUGUGCUGGCGCUAAGAAGAAUAAACUUUACUUGUACAGAUUUUCUUGUAAAUCUGAGAGAAAUCUCGUCGCGCACUUUACAGGACUGACAGAAUUGAUCGGAAGCAAGCCUGUCACAAGCCAUGCUGAUGACUUACUGUACUUAUUCAACGCCAAGCUACUUAAUACGAAGGUCGAUAUGAAAUCUUACACAUUCCAACUUAUUGAUAAAGUUACAACACUAUGGACGAACUUUGCUAAAUUCGGGAACCCGACUCCUGACAACACCCUGGGUGUGACAUGGGCACCAUUUACUCUGGAAAAUGAAGAAUAUCUGGACAUCGGUAACGAACUGGUUCCCGGAGUGAAGCCUGACCAUGAAGAACUACAAUUAUGGGAAAAAAUCGAUAAAUUAUUCGGUUCACCCACACAAAUUGUUACAGCUGAUGAAAUAUAGGUUACAAAGAUAAUUAAAUAAAUCAUCAUUUGUAGUACGGUUACAAAUUAUGUAUGCUCAAAGGUCAGAUUACUGGUUUAUGUUGGAAAUUACAUUAAAUGGGUUCCAUAUUUUUUAUUAAUACAUUUUUAUAUAAUAUAAA
Messenger RNA from Helicoverpa zea (corn earworm), 3709 nucleotides. RefSeq lists its product as uncharacterized. Lineage: Eukaryota; Metazoa; Arthropoda; Insecta; Lepidoptera; Noctuidae. Bases 133 to 3567 code for a protein of 1144 amino acids. The record is from RefSeq and is a predicted model, not a curated record. The transcript is spliced from 7 exons.